AAUGUGUUAGUUGCAAAUUAAUCAUUAACAUACUAUUAGCCAACUGUACUCUGUCAUUCUUCAUGGACUCAAAUCAAAUUUCCAUUUACUGUAAAUGUUAAAUGUUAUGCCUUUUGUCUGUUUUGUCUGUUACAACACAUGAAUUAUGGUCUCUAGCUGGUGAUGGCAGCGCUGUCUAACCUGCACCAGCAUGGGUUCCUGUUGGAGGUCAGUAGAACAUCACUUCUCACCAUUGGACUGCAUGGAAUUCCAUGUCAAAAUCAUUCUAAAACCACACUUCUUUUUUUCACAUUUGCAUUCUUUCUGGUUUUUUGUUUUGUUCUUUUGUGCUACUAAUGUUUGAUUCUGCAAGUAAAAGUAAAACUCACACACUGCACACAUCUGCAGAAAGGGUGGAAAAUAAGCUCAGGGUGUGUAGGUGUGAGGCCUCUUCAUCUUCCUUUUUUUCUCAGGUCACGACAGAAAAACUAUUCUCGAACCUUUCAUCCAUUCUUGCUGCUCACCAACGGUUUUGGCAAGAAGUGAUGCGUCCCAUGCUACAGAUGGCCCGACAGACGGGGCGCCCAUUUGACCCCCUGAUGCUGGAGCCUGGCUGCUUGCAGUUUCAGGAGCGUUUCCCUUCCUAUUUCCAGUACUGUUUGGAAGAGGAGAAGGCAGUGGAUUUUACGCGCAGACAGAUGGAGUCUAACCCCCACUUCAACGCCUUCCUAACAUGGGUGGAGACACAUCCGCAGUGUUCUCGCAUGCGAUUGGGCGACAUGCAGGCGAAGCCACACCAGAGGAUCACUAAGUACCCUCUGCUGCUGAAGGCCAUCCUGAAAACCACAGAGGACCCUGAGACUCAGGACUCCCUCAAGAGGAUGCUGUCCAGCAUAAACAACUUUGUGGACAACAUCGACAAUCACCUGAAACAGAGACACGAGGAGCUGGCCUUGUUUCAGUGCGCCCAGAGAAUAGAGGGGUUUGAUAUGAUGGAAGGAAUGAGUGAAGAAAUCGACAAGCAUGUCAGGGAGUUCUGCCAGUUUGAUUUGAUGAGUCCUGUCCGGGGGGCGGACCCUGAAGUCAUCCGCAAGCUUCUAUUGGAGGACACCGUCAAGAUUAGAGGAAGAAAAGACAGCAGGGUUGGUUACAGCAGGCAUGUCCUCUGUGAGGCAUCCACACAUUACAUUACAAGUUACAAAGUCAAAGAAAAAAAAGAAUUGUACAGCUUCUUUGAAUGUCCUGUCAAUCACAUAGUACAGUAGAAGAUUUAAGCACUAGGUUUAGUGUCCCUGUGGAUUUAUGAUAGUGAAUGAUUUUGUGAUGUUGUGGGCUGUCUGUCUGAUGUUGUGAUGUUGUGGGCUAUCUGUCUGAUGUUGUGAUGUU
Messenger RNA from Clupea harengus (Atlantic herring), 1365 nucleotides. It is a transcript of the gene plekhg6, whose product is annotated as pleckstrin homology domain-containing family G member 6-like. The transcript has 5 exons. Gene Ontology annotation, molecular function: guanyl-nucleotide exchange factor activity. The record is from RefSeq and is a predicted model, not a curated record. Gene Ontology annotation, cellular component: axon; endocytic vesicle; plasma membrane. NCBI's taxonomy places the organism in Eukaryota, Metazoa, Chordata, Actinopteri, Clupeiformes, Clupeidae. Gene Ontology annotation, biological process: Rho protein signal transduction; endothelial cell migration. The coding region runs from base 336 to 1244 and encodes 302 amino acids.